This is a messenger RNA of Drosophila elegans, 1632 nucleotides long. RefSeq names its product facilitated trehalose transporter Tret1-2 homolog. Gene Ontology annotation, cellular component: membrane. Bases 82 to 1497 code for a protein of 471 amino acids. The transcript is spliced from 2 exons. Lineage: Eukaryota; Metazoa; Arthropoda; Insecta; Diptera; Drosophilidae. The record is from RefSeq and is a predicted model, not a curated record. Gene Ontology annotation, molecular function: sugar transmembrane transporter activity. Gene Ontology annotation, biological process: transmembrane transport; carbohydrate transport.
GGCGAAUUCAGUUCAUUCCCAACGAUCGAGGAGGUAGCACCUUCUAUUAGAACACCCGGAAAACGCACUUUUUAUAAUAUAAUGUCGAAGGGAUCGGUAUUGCCGCAAUACAUUGCCGGCUUGUCGGCCAGCUUUGGGGCCCUCUGCAUGGGUGCCUCCAUCGGCUGGUCCUCGCCCGUAGAGAAAAUGAUCACCGAGAGCACGGACUAUGGAUUCGCGAUCAGUACAAGCCAGUUCGGUUGGGUAUCCUCGCUGCUGACCCUGGGCGCCACUGUGGUCUGCAUUCCCAUUGGGUUUGCCAUCGACUGGAUCGGCAGGAGACCCACCAUGUUGGCCCUAAUCCCGCCCUAUAUGGUGGGCUGGGUGCUCAUGUUGUUCGCCAACAACGUGACCAUGCUGUACUUCGGAAGAUUUAUCCUGGGCAUGUGUGGCGGAGCCUUUUGUGUGACUGCUCCCAUGUACUGUACCGAGAUUUGUACCACCGCCUUGAGAGGCACCAUCGGCGCCUUCUUCCAACUGCUGAUCGUGUCCGGGGUGUUGUACGGCUACCUGGUGGGAGCCUUCCUGCCCCUGCUCACCAUCAACAUCCUGUGCGCCAUCCUGCCGCUGAUCUUCGCCACCAUCCACUUCUUCAUGCCGGAAUCCCCCGUUUAUCUGGCCAUGAAGGGCCGGAAUGAGGAUGCCGCCAAGUCUCUGCAGUGGCUGCGGGGCAAGGAUGCCGAUAUCGACGACGAGCUCAAGGAGAUCCUGGAGGAGUCCCAGAAGCAGAGUGAUGCACCAAAGGUCAAUAUUGUGGCCGCCCUUCGUCGUCCCAUCGUUUUGAAGGGUCUUGGAAUUGCUAUCCUGCUGCAGGUGUUCCAACAGUGGACGGGCAUCAACGCCAUCCUCUUCUACUCCGCAUCCAUCUUCGAGGACACCGGCUCCGGUCUAAGUGGCAGCAAUGCCGCCAUCAUCAUUGGCGUCGUCCAGGUGACCAGCACACUGGUGGGUGUGGCUAUUAUCGACAAGGCCGGCCGAAGGAUCCUGCUCCUGAUCUCCGGCCUCCUGAUGGCCGUGACCACCGCCCUGAUGGGCGUCUACUUCCAGCUGAGCGAAAGCAAUCCGGGCUCCAUGGACAACUUUGGCUGGCUGCCCAUCAGCAGCAUCUGCAUCUUCAUGGUGUUCUUCUCGAUAGGAUUCGGACCAGUGCCGUGGCUGGUCAUGGCGGAGCUCUUCUCGGAGGAUGUGAAGAGUGUGGCGGGAUCGAUUGCCGGCACCAGCAACUGGCUGUCGGCCUUCAUGGUCACGCUGCUCUUCCCGAUCCUCAAGACCGCGAUCGGACCGGGCCCCACCUUCUGGAUCUUCACCGCGAUCGCGGUCCUCGCCUUCCUCUACUCCCUGUUCUUCGUGCCGGAGACCAAGGGCAAGACGAUAAUCGAGAUCCAGCACAUGCUGGCCGGCGGAAAGGCUGUGGAUCUGGAUACCAAGAGUGCCGGUGGCAACAAGGAGCAGACGUGAGAAGGUUCGUCCCAUGUGUACAUAGUCUUAGCCGUAAGGAUAUCCUUUUCAUGUUCUCUUUAAGCCGAUAAGCAAAUGUUAUGUGUAAGAACGAUCAUGAUCAAUAAAGCCAAAUACUUUCAAUAAUAUAAUAAA